Molecule: messenger RNA, 2498 nt
Organism: Drosophila willistoni
Lineage: Eukaryota; Metazoa; Arthropoda; Insecta; Diptera; Drosophilidae
Gene: Gga
Product: ADP-ribosylation factor-binding protein GGA2
Exons: 5
Coding region: 93-2219 (708 amino acids)
Biological process (GO): intracellular protein transport; vesicle-mediated transport
Cellular component (GO): trans-Golgi network
Molecular function (GO): phosphatidylinositol binding; small GTPase binding; ubiquitin binding
Source: RefSeq, a predicted model, not a curated record
UGUUGUUCAAAAACACCGCAAAUUUGUUAGAGUUUUUUUUUUCUCGAUUUAUCAUAAAAAUAACGAUUUUCUAGACAAUCACAAUUUACAAAAUGACAACAACCGACGAGAGUAUUAUGGAGCAAAUGCUGGAUCGCGCAACAAAUCCAACGAAGGAGAAGGUAGAUGAAUUGGGCGUGCAAAUGUUUUGCCUGGUUGUACGUAGCAAUACCCAGCUGGUGCAGAAAGCCCAGGAGAUGAUUAUGACCAAAGUGCGAUCCGCAAAUGUGACAGAGGCGACUCGAGGUAUUGCGCUACUGGAGGAAUGCAUGACUCAAUGCGGUGACGUUUUCCAAGAUGAGGCAGCUAAAUUUCGUUUCCUCAAUGAACUCAUACGAUUGGUAUCAAAGAAAUAUAAAGGGGAUAAUACCGCCAUUGAGGUGAAACAAAGGAUUAUGGAAUGCCUGCUGCUAUGGACAACGGAUUUUCCACAACGUCAGAAAAUUCGUGAUGCCUACGAUAUGUUAAGGAAAGAGGGCGAAAUCGAACAUGGUCAGGCAACAGCAGCUGUGGCCAAGCGUGAGAGCGUCCUGGGCACAAUCGAUGAGGCAAUGUUUGCCAAAUUGGUAAAGAGCAAAAAUCCGGAGAAUUUUAAGCGUGCAAAUCUAUUGUUACAAUAUCGUAUGGCCCAGGAGGCCAGACGCAAUGAUCUACUGGCCCAGCAUCGUCUCGUCCUGCGCGAAGUGCAAGAGACAAUGCAAUUGCUCAAUCAAAUGUUGGACACAUACGAUCCAAGCAAUCAGGAUGUGAAUGAGACUAUACAUGAGCUCUAUCAGAGUUGUAAGAAGCAUAAGCCAAUCUUUCAGCAUUUACCACAAUUGCUAGAUGAUUCGGAUGCUCAGUUAACUGCUGAUACAUUGGACGCAAAUGUCGCUUUAGUGGCAAUUAUGCAACGCUAUAAACAAUUGGUACCUACAUCCUCUCAAUCGACAGCUUCAUCAUCGCCUUCUGCUCCAGCUUCAGAUACUGCUGCUCCUCUUCGCACUACUACUACAACAACUACAACUACUACUGCAAUAGCUGGAGUAACUUCUGGUAUAAGCUCCUCCUCUUCCAAUAAUGUACAGCUUCUUAGUGAGUUGUUAGGCGAUUUAAUUGUUGAUGAUGCGACACCAGCAGCAGCAGCAACAGGAGCAACGCAAGCUGCAACGGCAACAGGAAAAGAUGCAACCUCUGCAGCAAAUGUAUCCAGUACAAAUAGUUUCUCGCCUUCUGCUGAUGCCGCGGCCAAUCGUCUGGCCGAUUUGAAUGACAUUUUCAGCACUGCAUUGGCUGAGGGCGAAAACCAUCAGGGCACGGUCUUUAGCAAUGGAACCACUCUAUUGGAGCCCCAAAUUCUGAGUCCCAACCCAGCAGGCGAUGCUUCAGAAAAUGGCAAAUCCUUAUCAGCCACAUGCUCAAGUGCUGAUCCUCUUAGGAAAACACCUGGCACAGCUCGCAAAAUGCCUCAAAUUGAUAUGUUGAGUGAACAGCUUUUCCAGCAGAUUCUGCCAUCGUCUCAGGAGCGUAUGGCUAGUUUUAAGCGUGAUCCCGAGAAGGUCACUCUCAAUGAUUUGGCACGCGAACGAAUGCAUGUGAGUCCGGCAGAAGUGACGACAGUAACAACAGACCUAUUGGCUAACCAUGAUGAUGAUCCAUUGCUUAGCGAUGCACCAGCCUUUGGGCAGGAGAUAACAACAGAACAAUUAGAGCCAGAACAAAAGUCAACAAAUGUAAUUGAACCAGAGUCAAUAGCUAAACCGAUUGCCCAAUUACCCAUUAAACAUCUUAGUGAGAUAAAUAUAGAGCUGGAUGAGAUAACGGCCACUGGAGAACAGCGUGUGGUUCUCGAUGAUGAUGAUAUACAAAUGAGUUUAAAUUUUACCGAAGAUCGACCCAGUCAUCAGGUGUCGGUCAUUGUGAUAACGGUUCAAAAUAAAAGCCGUCAACCAGUCAAAGAUUUCCAAUUCGAGGCGAGCGUGAAAAAGCCCUGCAAGGUGCGUCUUUUGCCGCCUACGGAGAGUGCAAUGCCGCCGCAUAAACCAUUUCGUCCUGCCACGCCCAUCAAUCAAGUGAUGCUACUGCUUAAUCCCACCGGCAAAUCGGUGGAUAUCACCUGCAUUGUGGGUUACAAGCUGGGCGAUGAUCCUGAUCCCAUUAAAGAGUCAAUUGUGGUUCAAGGCAUUGACUAUGUAGAGUAAAACUAAUUUCCACCCAUUACGUAGCCAAAAAAGAAAAAAAAAAAACCCGUCCUUUUGGCAACUUCAAAAAACCAACCAAGGUCAAUUUACAAAAUUAAUUGAAAAUUUAAUUUUCUAUAUUUUGUUUUUAUUUUAUUUUUUUUUUUUUAGUAUUUGUUGAUAAUAUUUACCCCAUAUUCGUCCCCCUUUUGGCAUCUCCUAAUCGUAAAGCCAUAUUGCAUUCUAUGGUACUUAUACAAAAGCAUAUAAAAUAUAUAUAUAUUUAAUUAUUCCACUUUA